Messenger RNA from Sphaeramia orbicularis (orbiculate cardinalfish), 2701 nucleotides. It is a transcript of the gene gltpa, whose product is annotated as glycolipid transfer protein a. NCBI's taxonomy places the organism in Eukaryota, Metazoa, Chordata, Actinopteri, Kurtiformes, Apogonidae. Bases 143 to 772 code for a protein of 209 amino acids. Gene Ontology annotation, molecular function: ceramide 1-phosphate transfer activity; ceramide 1-phosphate binding. The record is from RefSeq and is a predicted model, not a curated record. Gene Ontology annotation, cellular component: cytoplasm; cytosol; membrane. Gene Ontology annotation, biological process: intermembrane lipid transfer; ceramide transport. The transcript is spliced from 6 exons.
AACACUUUAUCUGGUGCCAUUUCUGUGUUGUGACAAAGCGCCGUUUAUCAGCAGAUCUCUCAGCAGCAGGUUGAUCACAUGAGCUGUCUGGAUAUUUCACCACCACCUGAGUUCAUUAGGUAAGUGUGCCCAGACUCAGAAGAUGGCUCUGCUAAUGGAGCACCAGUUCAGACAGCUGCCAGCUGACAGACAAGUGGAGACAAGACCGUUUCUGGAGGCUGUGUCAUACCUUCCCCCAUUCUUUGACUGUCUCGGGUCCACUGUUUUUGCACCGAUCAAGGCUGACAUUUCCGGGAACAUAACAAAAAUCAAGGCCGUCUAUGAUACCAAUCCGGGACGGUUCAAGACACUUGGGCAGAUUUUGGAGGCAGAGAAGGAAAUGCAUGGAGCAGAAUGGCCCAAAGUUGGAGCAACAUUGGCACUCAUGUGGCUAAAAAGGGGUCUAAGGUUUAUCCAAGUUUUCCUUCAGAGCCUUGUAGAUGGUGAAAAGGAUGACAAUAACCCAAACCACAUUCGGGUUAAUGCAAACAAAGCUUAUGAGAUAGCUCUGAAGAGGUACCAUGGCUGGUUGGUGCAGCAGCUUUUCAAGGCAGCUCUUUUUGCUGCUCCAUAUAAGUCCGAUUUCUUGAGGGCUCUCUCUAAGGGACGGGAUGUCAAGGAAGAGGAAUGCUUGGACAAAAUCAGAAAAUUCUUAAUCAACUUUUCUGCCACUGUUGAUGCUAUUUAUGAGAUGUACAGUAAGCUGAAUGCGGAUCUUGAUUACACAGUGUGACCGUGGGGUAUUAUCUUUUCCUCCAGUGAAGCAGUUUGUUUACAGUCAUUUACAUUCAGUCUACGUCUUUACAGGGUUACUGUACCUCCAAGUAAUCUGUUGGCUCACUGUGGGUGCAUAUUUAUUGCACACUGUGAUUACAGCUCAAAAGUUUAUGCUCUUUCGCUCAUCUGCACGCCUUUAAUAUCUACUUCAGUGCAUUUUUCUCUCAUGGUAUUUAUUCUGGGGCAGAUAUUCUGAAUGCAAAAUUUCUCAUAUUCAGAAUCAUGUCUUCUUUAACUUUCAAAUCAAAUAUUUCUAGAUAUUUAUUUGUAUUACCAUAAUACUGAUGCAACAGUGUAGACCUUUAAGUGUAUAUGGAAACAGCCCUAUUGAAUUUAAAGCAUUCUGAAAUAUAUAUAAUACAGAAAUUGUGAUAGUUGAAUUUAAGGGUGAUGUCAAUUUUAUUUGUUUUACAUUUAUCUGUGAUUAUACACAGAAUUGAUUCAAAUUACAUUUUAAAUAGUUUUCUUAAAUUUCUUGCAUAGCAUGGGAAAUUUUAAAUUUUUAAAGAAUUGAGCUCAUACAUAUAUGAUACUUCAUAUGCAAUUAUUCAAUCAAAAUACAGUCUGUGAAACCAUAAUUUAUAUUAUAUAAAGUACCUACAAUCAUACAAAGCCAUGAAAAUAUUCUGGAGAAGAAGCCAUAUGUUUCCUUCUUGGAUAACAAAUUGUGUGCAGUAGGUUUUGUUUUGUCUUAACUUUUUGCUUCGUGUUCUCUCUCUCUCUCUCUCUCUCUCUCUCUCUCUCUCUCUCUCUCUCACUCUCUCUCUCUCUCUCUCUCUCUCUCUCUCUCUCUCUCUCUCUCUCUCUCUCUCUCUCUAGGUUAUUUCAUGAUGAACCUUUUUGUUACAUAUCAUGUCCUGAGGAGACACUUGUUUCUUAAGAUACGUCAAUAUUGGACACUCCUCUCCUCCUGCUGUUUAUAAAAUUGCACCUUUUCUGCCUUAAAUUGUAGGUACAAAGCAUAUGAUAAAUAAAUAUGUCAAGUUUUCUGGAUAUAGUCCUGCAUAUUUUUGUAUAUCACCUUGUGUAAACUACACAGGGCAGUUAAGGACAAAAUGUUAAUUAUUACUGAAGGGCUGGGGUUCUGAUUUUAUACCUCCAUGUUAUGCAGGGCUUCAUGUACCUUUAUUGGGCUGUACUGUAUUUCCAAAGCAUUGUUCUGUCUGUACACAGUAUUUUUCCAUCCAGUGUCCUCACAGGUGCUUAAAGAAAAGUGAAUGUGUAUUUCCUGAUAACUUCAUUGUUGAGGGUGUUUCUUAUCUUUAGCCUUUAUACUUUUUUAAAUAGGCAGGGAGAUGAGAAAUUCUUGUAUGAAAACAGACAUACUGAUGUAUUGAACAACAAAAGAGAAGCAAGUAACUGUAAUAAAAAUGUGACUGUGAGAAAUGAAUGUUCAGCAGUCACAGGAGUAGCAUGUCUUUACAGAUUUCAGUCUAAAUGAAGUUACAUUUUGAGCUUAAAUCUUUCACAUACUUAUUCUUCUUUGUUGUUUAGUAUUUUCUCUGAUGGUGGUCAAUCAUGUUGAAGGCCUUUGGUGAACCUUUUUUUUUUUUUUUUUUUUUUUUUUUUGAGUACAUGUGUUGCAGUGUUUGUCCGGUGCACAAGAAAAAAAAAAAUGCAAAACAUAUUUUAAAUAAAAAUACAAGCAACAGUGAAUGUGUAUAAAACUUAAAUAAUGUUUUAUGUGUUUAUUUCUGUAAUUUGGGUUUGCAUUAUUUAUAUGUUGCUGUAAUCAUGUCUUUAAUUCUAUAAUAUGACAGAACAUUGUACAGGCAGCAACAUUUGCAGUGAGAUAAACUAUUUAACAGUUCAUUUUACAGUGGUGCCCAUAAAGUUGAAAUAGUUUUGUUUUCAGACACAUUCCUCUUUUUAUUCCCAUUUAUAC